Molecule: messenger RNA, 532 nt
Organism: Acaulospora colombiana
Lineage: Eukaryota; Fungi; Glomeromycota; Glomeromycetes; Diversisporales; Acaulosporaceae
Source: the annotation of a GenBank genome assembly
AUCACAAACUCCGUGGAAGAAACGGCCAUUCUGACGGCAUACCGAAAAUCGGAUACACCCCUGUUCGACACGGUGAUCGUUGAUGACUUGAGCAUCGUUGAACGAUUGCGAGAGAUCACUCAUCUACGAUACAUCCCCAUUGUUUUGUUGGCACCCACGAUUCCAAACCUGAACAUGAAGAACUGCAUAGAUCUUGGAAUCACAUCGUACAGUAGCACGCCGACCAAUCUAGCCGAUCUGAUGAAUGCAUUAUUGCCAGCCCUCGAAUCUCAUGCGACGGUUCCAAAUGACUUCACGAGGCAACAACCCCUGGAGAUUUUGAUGGCCGAGGACAAUAUUGUAAAUCAAAAGUUGGCACUCAAGAUAUUGGAGAAGUUUGGCCACCGAGUCGAAACAGUGUCAAACGGAAAAGUGGCGGUGGAACAGUUUAAGGCCAAACGAUACGACCUGGUGUUAAUGGACGUCCAAAUGCCCAUAAUGGGUGGAUUCGAGGCCACCCAGAAGAUACGUGAAUACGAGAAAGAACAUGGAG